Molecule: messenger RNA, 1128 nt
Organism: Aspergillus sclerotioniger CBS 115572
Lineage: Eukaryota; Fungi; Ascomycota; Eurotiomycetes; Eurotiales; Aspergillaceae
Product: putative O-methyltransferase
Exons: 4
Coding region: 1-1128 (375 amino acids)
Molecular function (GO): O-methyltransferase activity
Source: RefSeq, a predicted model, not a curated record
AUGCCGGACCUUCCCGCGGACUUGCAACGUGUGCGGCGGGACUUGUUGGACGCCACCAUGGAGCUGCAGCAACUGGUCUUGGGUCCCAAGGAGGCCCUGUUUCUCUGGGCCCGAAACAACCAGGCCACAAUCCGUGCCGUAUGUGAGUUCGAUCUGGCCCGGGCAUUCCCCAUCGGGGCAACUGCAUCCUUUGCCGAGAUCAGCGAGGUGAGUGGCAUCCCAGAACACGAUGUUCGUCGUAUUGUUCGACACGCUGCCACAGAGGGAAUCUUUCAAGAGUCCCCCAAGGGCAUCGUCCGGCAUACCGCGGCCUCCCAGAUGCUGGCGGAAGAUGAAGUCGUACGGGACUACAUGGAUGUUUGCUAUGGGGAGAUCUUUCCCGCGAUGCAACAGACGGUUCCUGCGAUGAAGAAAUGGCCCCGGUCGGAGGAGCGUGCUCAAGCGGGGUUCUCCCUGUCGCAGCCCGGGCAUCCGGCCUUCUUCGACUACCUGGGGGCCCAUCCGGAACGCGCUCGGAAAUUUGCCUCGGCCAUGUCUGCUUACAGCAGCGGGCCAGAAAAUGACGUUAGUCAUCUCUGCGACGGCUACCCUUGGGAGGCAUUGGGCCCCGGAACGGUGGUUGAUGUUGGGGGCUCAACCGGGUACGUAUCUGUCGCUUUGGCUGAACAAUUUCCCCAGCUGGACUUGAUUGUCCAGGACACCCCGGAAACAAUUGGAAAGCUUCAGGAGCCGGAGAUUCCGCGAGUGAAGCGCAUCGCUCACGACUUCUUCACCCCACAGCCCAUCCAUGGGGCGGAUGUGUACCUGCUGCGUAUGGUUCUGCAUGAUUUUGGGGAUACAGACUGUGUGCGCAUCUUGCGAGCGCUGAUUCCGGCCCUAGAGAACGGCGGAAAGGUGGUGUUGAAUGAAUUCUGUCUGCCAGAGCCUGGGACUGCCGGAUUGUUUGAGGAGAAGCAGGUUCGCACGAUGGAUAUGAACAUGCUGAGUUUGUUCAAUUCACGAGAGAGAGAUGUUGAUGAUUGGAAGCGACUCCUGGCCGGGGCUGACGCGCGAUUCCGGUGGGAGGGAGUCUGGCAGCCGGAAGGAUCCAACCUGUCCAUUAUUGAGGUGUCCUGGCAGGGUGUUUAG